Camellia sinensis is the source of this 1685-nucleotide messenger RNA. RefSeq lists its product as uncharacterized. Lineage: Eukaryota; Viridiplantae; Streptophyta; Magnoliopsida; Ericales; Theaceae. Gene Ontology annotation, cellular component: nucleolus; nucleosome; nucleus. The record is from RefSeq and is a predicted model, not a curated record. Gene Ontology annotation, biological process: negative regulation of DNA recombination; nucleosome assembly; chromosome condensation. Gene Ontology annotation, molecular function: double-stranded DNA binding; nucleosomal DNA binding.
ACAAAGCGUAAAGACCACCAAAACCUUUUGCCCUUCUCUCUCUUCUCAAAUUCUCAACCAUUAUUUUUUUUUCUCUCACUAAAGUUCUCCACUCUCUCUCUCUUUCUCUCUCCAUGGACCCAACAUCUUAUCCACCGCCGGCCGCGGCGGCAGAACCACCAGCCUACAUAGCUCCCGCUGCCAACCCCACUCCCCUCCACGCUCCCAUCAACCAUCCCCCUUACGCCGAGAUGAUAACAGAGGCGAUAACAGCGUUGAAAGAGAAGGAUGGAUCGAGUAGGCAAGCCAUAGCAAAGUACAUAGAGAAGGCCUACUCGAACCUACCAGCGACCCACUCGACCUUGUUGACUCACCAACUCAAGCGAUUGAAGAACACGGGUCAACUCGUCAUGGUCAAGCACUCUUACAUGCUUCCCAGAUCUGUUCCUCAUCCUCUUCUCUCUCCUCCUCCUCCUCCUCCUCCUGCCGAUGAUGAUACUGGUAAUGUAAAUGAAAAUGCUUUGUCUUCUGGGCCCAAGAGAGGGCCCGGUCGUCCACCCAAGCCCAAGAUACUGGCCCAGCCCAGUAAUUCUGGUGUGGGCCGGAUGUUGGUUUCUUUGGGCCUUGUUGAUGGGUCUACACCGAUGGCUAGGAGAGGCCCGGGUAGACCACCUAAGUCUGCGAAGACCGAAUUGGGUAAUAGGGCCCGUGGGAGGCCUCCCAGGCCCAAGUCCUUGUCCCUUUUGAUGGGUCAGGGUGGGCUCAAGAGGAGGCCUGGGCGCCCACCCAAAACUGGGCCCAUUGGGCUGGGCAGGCCACGCGGCCGCCCGCCGAAGAAUGUCAGCGCCGCCGCGGCUGUUGGUGGUGGUGAUGUGGUGGCUGUUGGUGGUGGAGUGGUGCCGGGGGAGCAGCGGGGGCGGCGGCCUAGAGCUGAUGGGCUGAGAAAAGUUAAUGUUGGAGUGUUGCCCGGGAAGCGGCGGGGCCGGCGACCCAUAGCUGAUGGGGUUAAGAUGCCUAGACAACUAACCGGAAAACCUUUGGGCCGGCCCAGGAAGAAUUCAUCAAUUACCGGGAUUCAAGCAGCUGCAACUCAACAGUCAGUGCCAUAUGAAGAUCUCAAGAACAAAGUUGAACAUUUUCAAUCUAGAAUCAAACACACGGUCAAUAUGGUGAAACCCUACGUGAACAGUGAAGCUGCAUUUGGGGCAUUGCAAGAGUUGGAAGAACUUGCAGCUAUGGAUUUGAACGCACCAUUAGAUGUUCCAGUCCAAGGUCAAGUGCAGGAACCUUUCCUCCAGAAUUUAUAGCAAAUUUUUAACCGAGAACCACCAGGGCUGCAAACAAUUUUUUAGAAUAUUGCUUCGUUUUGGGACAAGGACGUGCUUGUGAGAGUGUAUGUGGAGUGGAGUGCAGUGCAGUGCAGUGAAAAGCUAAAUGUGAGUGAUGAUGAAGAUGAUAAUGGAAUGUGGUUUUUGUACAACUUUUCAAGGGUUGCAUGAAUUGGUAAUUUGUUUUUGUAAGUGCCCAGAAAUCAUAUUUUGUGUCUUGUGCUAAUAUAUGAUAUAUCCAUAUACUGGCCCAUUAUUGGAAGUUGAUAUGGGGUUUACCUUACGACUUUGUUAGGAUAUAUAUAUAUAUAUAUAUAUUUGUAGUCCUAAAGUGUAAGUUUUGUAUCAUUUUGAUUUCUAAUUUUUAUUUUGUGUUAA